Apiotrichum porosum is the source of this 1245-nucleotide messenger RNA. RefSeq lists its product as uncharacterized. The transcript is spliced from 2 exons. Lineage: Eukaryota; Fungi; Basidiomycota; Tremellomycetes; Trichosporonales; Trichosporonaceae. Bases 1 to 1245 code for a protein of 414 amino acids. The record is from RefSeq and is a predicted model, not a curated record.
AUGAGCUACAACUGGAACCACGUUAUCGACUCGCUCGCGCCAAGCAGCAGCUCGGCCGCACCCCGCCGCCCAUCCCAGGAGCGCUCCCCACACCCUCCCCACUCACCCACCCCGGGCCAAUCGACCUCGCCCUCGCGAUGCGUGUGUGAAUCCCACCCGGUCCUCUUACAGCCUCUGCCACCUUCCUUGACGCUGGAAAAGGAAUCACGGGCCCAGUCGGAACUCGAGCUCGACCGCCAGGCAACCCAGCGCCGGCGGGAACGCGAGCUGGCCGAAGCGCUGCAAGACGCACACCACGAAGUCGAGCGGAUCCAGGCGCGCGAAGAGGUGGGAACGUGGGCCCGGCUGAGGCAACGCGUGCAGCGCGGGAGCGUCAGCGAGGCGUCCAAGGCUGGCAUGCCGUUUGUCCACCCACCACAGGCGUACGAACUGUACGCGGCCAUUGACAACCACAACCUCGACUACAUUGCGCGUGUGCGCGACCAGGCCUUCAACCUGUUACUCCAGAAACACGGCGGCGAGUUUCCGAUCGUGUAUGCGAGCCGAAUUGGGCCCACGCACAGGGACGUGGUGAUUCUUCUCGUGGGCGCGUUCUCGCGCUAUGUCAACAACCUCGACGAAGACGACUUUAAGAAGAAGGAGACGCUCAACACGCUCAAGGCGUUGCGCGCGAAUGUGGGUUUGUCCUCUAGUGACUGUGCUAACCCGCGCCACCAGCUCAAACUCGCCAUUGACAACGCCCUCGCCACGGCCACAGGCACGUCCCAGUCCAACCUCCUCUCGUCGUACAUGCAGGUUCUGAUCAUGUCCGAGGGCGACUCGUGGAUCCACCGCUCGACCCACGACCUCGGUCUCGUCCUGCGGUCGCCCGAUUCGAGCCCUCUGGCCGAAGCAGAAUCAAUGGUACGCAAGUUUGCGACCAAGGAACUGCGCGGCGUGACGGGCGGCGUGUCAGAUGUCGAAGACUAUAUUGCCAACGCGACGCUCGACCUCGUCAUCAUGGCCGCGUGGAGCGUGGCGGCAACCCAGAUGGAUGUAGAGCCUCUCCCGACGUACACAUUCGCCCGUGACCUGCGUACAUGGCAGAUGCUCAACGAGGCCAUGGAUGAGAACAAGGACAAGCUCAGCAAGGUCACCAGGCGCGUGCGGCACGUGCUCGAGGCUGUAAUCGAGUAUGGGGGGGACACGAGGCAGGGUGUGCGUGGGAGGUUGCGCGACGUCAAGGAACAUGUGGACAGGCAAUGA